This is a messenger RNA of Saccostrea echinata, 1458 nucleotides long. RefSeq lists its product as uncharacterized. Gene Ontology annotation, biological process: glucosylceramide catabolic process. The record is from RefSeq and is a predicted model, not a curated record. Bases 1 to 1419 code for a protein of 472 amino acids. NCBI's taxonomy places the organism in Eukaryota, Metazoa, Mollusca, Bivalvia, Ostreida, Ostreidae. Gene Ontology annotation, molecular function: glucosylceramidase activity. The transcript has 3 exons.
AUGGAUUCGUUAAGAACUUCACAAAACGGUUUAGUGACAAUAUGCGUUUUUCUUCUUACCAUCUCUCUUCUGGUGAACGGUAAUAUGGACGUAUGGGUAACCAAUAGCAACGGAGGAGACAGGCUAUCGCAAAAAGCCUCGCUGUCCCCCACCGGAAGUUCGAAUGGAUUUCGUAUUUUUGUGGAUCGUAACAAGCGUUAUCAGUAUAUAUCCGGAUUUGGAGCGGCACUGACGAAUGCCGCCGCCUACAAUCUGUACCACAGUUCCCAGCGAGAUCAAAUAAUGCAGGAUCUGUUUGGAAAGUCUGGAAUUUCCAUGAGCUAUUUGAGGUUACCCAUGGGAGGCACGGACUUUCAGGGAGUACAGCCAUACACUUAUAAUGAUCUGCCAUCCUGGCAGCACAACGAUUUCCACAUGGACCACUUCAGCAUUCAAAAAGACAAGGAUUUCAUUAUCCCAAUCCUCAAACAAGCCAUUCAAAUUAACCCAAGCCUUAGAAUCAUCGCAACGCCGUGGACUGCGCCUGCGUGGAUGAAAACCACGAACUCUCUCUUUGGUGGCGAAUUUCAUAAUGGUAACAACUACCAGCAGGCUUAUGCUCAGUAUUUCGUGAAAUUCAUACAGGCGUACCAGACAGAAGGAAUUCCAAUUGACGCAAUUUGCCUACAGAAUGAACCAAAGCACACUGACAACUCUUAUCCAACCAUGAAACUCAGCUGGCAAACGGAAAGAGAUAUAAUCAAGAAUUAUCUCGGGCCUGCUUUUAAUCAGCAUAGUAUCAACACAAAAAUUAUCAUAUACGAUCAUAACUGGGAUGACACCAGUUAUGCUGGAAACAUUUUAGCGGACGGUGGAGCGGCUCAGUACAUUAGAGGUAGCGCCUGGCACUGCUAUGGUGGACGCCAUGACACUUGUGGUGGCUUUCACAAUCAACAUCCUGAUAAGGAUAUCUACUUUACAGAAUGUUCAGGGGGUGAUUGGGCGCCGGGAUUCAAUGUUGUUUGGGGCAUGCGUAUUCUUUCCAUCGGGCAAACUCGCAACUGGGCAAAAACUGUUAUGUACUGGAAUCUUGCCCUGGACGAUAACCACGGUCCAAAGGUCGGAGUUGGUGGCUGCAACAAUUGCAAUGGAGUAAUAACUAUCCAUAGCAAUGGCGGCAUGUCAAAGAACACGGAGUAUUACAUCAUAGGUCAUAUGUCAAAGUUCGUGUUUCCUGAAGCUGUUCGAUUAGAUACUCCUGAGUAUGGAUGGGAUGACGUACACUCUGUUGCCUUUCAGAACAAUGAUGGCAGUGUGGCUAUAGUGGUGUUAAAUCCCCGUAACGACAGAGAUCAGACAUUUUAUAUUGAUAUUGAUGGCCAACAUUACCAGUAUACACUACCAAGAGAAUCAGUCGCUACAUUCACGCACCGUAGUUGAUGUACAUCUUUAAUAUGAGACAUGUGAACACUAACUUUU